Glarea lozoyensis ATCC 20868 is the source of this 1614-nucleotide messenger RNA. RefSeq lists its product as uncharacterized. NCBI's taxonomy places the organism in Eukaryota, Fungi, Ascomycota, Leotiomycetes, Helotiales, Helotiaceae. The transcript has 3 exons. The record is from RefSeq and is a predicted model, not a curated record. The coding region runs from base 1 to 1614 and encodes 537 amino acids.
AUGGCUUCCACAAACAUCUCUUUGCGCAUUUCCCGCUCGCCGCUCACCAGGCACAACAGCAAUAGCAAUAUCGACGAUUCCCGCAUGCAUUCUCCCGCGUUUGCCAGUGCAGGACUCGACGCGGGAGAUGAUCGGAGCUCGAUGUCGUCUGGACCUAUUCUAAACAAUUGCGUAUUUUGUGCACAGCCUGAAUCUUCGACCAGAAAAUUCAGUAGAUGCGAUGGCUGUAAGAGGCCGUAUCAUAAAACUUGCUUGCAAAAGGCUGGCAUCGAAGUAAUUCAAAACAAGCUGCUGGCCUGUAACAGACCAAAAUGUCAAUCUAGGGUACAGAAGCAAGAAGCCAGAGAUCAAGCAUCAAGAAAAGUUCAAGAGCAGCCGCGCUCUGGGUCAUCUUUACACACGGUUGUUGCUUCCCAACACCCACACUCUCCAGCGAAUCCCUCCUGCGAGAUCGACGGCUGUCUUAAUCCCCCGCUGAGCAGUGUGGUUCGUGGGCGUAUUCUUUGCAAGGCGCACGAAGUGCAAGUUAGGUACGACCAGGCGUCUCUCGCCCGUGCGAAUGCUGCUAAACAAGAAUCUGUGCGAAAGGCGUUGAGGGUUGAUGCUCAAUCCAAGCGGAGGCUUGAAGGGAGGCAGCUUCUUCACAGCAAAGGGACACGUCCUCAUCAAGUAAAACGGACUUCGUCUUUAAGCACUCGUCCAAUAGGCGCAGAGUCCAGCGAGCAAAUAAUGAAUGUUUCACCCCCGUAUUACCGCAGACCUGCUGCACGAAAAUCUGCCCGAAAAGAGAUUGCAUCAGAAACCCAGGUGGAAAAUAUUCAAGACCAUAGUAUGGCAGGAAUAGAUAUAGCAGGUAUAGACGAGACAGACGAGGCGAGAAACGAAGAAGAUAUGGGAGACGUGAACAGUUUGCCACGGGAACCUCACGACUGCCCAUCUGUUCCCGGGAAUCCGUCGAUACGCACCAAGACACUCGAGUCGCCAUCUCUAGUGGGCAUAAUCCCGCAUGCAGCUACUGAUGACGGAAGAGAAGAAGACGUCGCUACCGAGGAAAUACCAAAUCCGAUCACUGAAGAGACCUUCCGCCCUCACCCGCUCGAAGAUGAAGGAGCUUCCUCCACCAAGACUCAAUCACCCAUUAGUAAUUCCCAAGCAUCACCUUCACAUCACACGGAUGUCACCUCUCCUCACCCCCUUGACGCCUACCUCUACCCCACUUCUCCACCAUCACCACGGCCUCAAUCCCCAUCCUACCUACUCGCAACACAGACCUUCAGUCAUACAAACCCCCUCCUCACCUGGCCCGCACCACGCCCUUCUGCCUCCUACAUCGCCCAAAAACGAGACGAGUAUCUCCGCAACCCCCGUCCAAACCGCAAAGCGAAUUUCGGGGUUCAUCUUACCGAAGCGACGAAGGCUGAGAGGAGGGCUAAAGGAUGGAGUGUUCAUCAACGGAAAGAGGUGGUUGAUACGGAGCAGACGAGGGAAAGGGAUCGGAGGAUGGAAGAUUGGAUUGGUGUUAAGGAUGUAGGCGGAUUUGAGCUUGGGUGUAGUGAGGGGAAGAUGGUUGUUAGAGAGAAGGUCGGGGAGGGGAGAGUUUUUGAAGUGGAGUGA